Molecule: messenger RNA, 2055 nt
Organism: Lutzomyia longipalpis
Lineage: Eukaryota; Metazoa; Arthropoda; Insecta; Diptera; Psychodidae
Gene: lok
Product: ovarian-specific serine/threonine-protein kinase Lok
Exons: 2
Coding region: 141-1685 (514 amino acids)
Biological process (GO): mitotic DNA damage checkpoint signaling; protein phosphorylation
Cellular component (GO): nucleus; cytoplasm
Molecular function (GO): ATP binding; protein serine/threonine kinase activity; protein binding
Source: RefSeq, a predicted model, not a curated record
ACUUGUCACAAUGCACAUGUUUCCAAAAGUCGCCGCUAGGUGUUUGAGCGGAGUGUUCGUUUGUAAAUUAAACAAAAAAAACUAAAACAACGUGAAAAUAAAUCAUAAAGUGCGCGAAAAAAUUGUUAUUUUCUCUGUUAAUGGUGAAAGGGAGCAACAUGCAAGAUUCUCAGGCAUGUACGCAAACUCAGACGCAAUACUACUCCGAAUCACAGAACACACAACAGACAAUUGUUCAGCGGGUAACAAGAAAUCCAUGGGGGCGCGUUAUUAUUCACAAAAUGCGCCCCAAAGUGCCCCAACAACAUGGCUCAACGCAAUCCAGCCUCAAUGAAUUCCAAUCUGUGGGAAUUCUAUCAGAACACGAUUUGUGCGAAGAGGAGUGGACAUGUGGACGUUUGAGUGAAGCCCACUUUACGCUUUCAAAGAAUGAAAUGCCCGAAGGGGAAAUUUUAAAAUUGAGCAAAAUCCAAUUUAUCAUUCGACGCAAUUUGAGUCAUCCCCUCAAUCCGCCCAUCAUUGAGGACAAAUCCACAAAUGGUACCUUUGUGGGGCUGUCCCGCGUGGGGAAGGGACGUUGCAGGGUGCUCCGGAAUAAGGAUAGUAUUUCGAUUUUAAUGCCAAAAUUCACAUUGUUCACUUUUAUUGAUCUCCACGUGAACUGUACGCUGGAGCUGCCACCGGAGAUUGCACAGCAGUACUAUGUUGGUCCGAAAUUGGGUGCUGGUGGCUGUGGGGAGGUGACCAAAGUCUUCCGGGUGCGCUGCUGUACGCCAUUUGCGAUGAAAAUCGUGAAAAAGUGUCGCUUUACGGAGAAUUUUGGGCAAUCAGGGGCAACGGCGAAUACAGCCACGAGGAUUCUCAAUGAGAUUGAAAUUCUCAAGAAACUCCAACAUCCGUGCGUGAUUGAGAUGCACGAUAUUGUUGAUCGUCCGGAUGCUGUUUAUAUUUUUCUGGAGCUGAUGAAUGGUGGGGAUUUGUGUCAUCGUAUCACGUCGGACCCGAAGAAGUAUCUCACGGAGGAAAUUUCACGACUUUACUUCCUGCAGACGUGCUAUGCUGUGGAGUAUUUGCACAGGAAUAAGAUAACCCAUCGUGACCUGAAGCCAGACAACAUUCUCCUGGCAAGCAAUGAAAUGGUGACCCUUGUCAAGGUGACGGAUUUUGGGUUGAGUAAAUUCGUUCAGACGGAUUCCGUGAUGAAGACAAUGUGUGGGACACCGCAAUACGUGGCGCCGGAAGUGCUGAAACCCCAUACGGGUGCCUACACGGAAAAGGUGGACAUUUGGAGUUUGGGCGUGUUGCUCUAUACAACACUCUGCGGGGAUUUUCCCUUCAUCACGCGCAAUGGGCGACGACAAGCGAACUUGGGGGCACGCUUCCGGAGACUCACAGAAGCCGCCAAGACUGUUGUCUACGACUGCCUCCGGACGGAGGUGGAUAAACGCCCGGCUGUGAGUAAACUCCUCACGUACAAAUGGCUCACGCAUCCGGGAACAAUUGCACAAGCAAAGCAACUAAUGCACACUCACGCACAACGCACGCCACGACGCGCAUCCCGCGAUGAAACCACUGAGAAUGUGAGUCAAUUUCACGCAACUGUGGCCACAACACCCGUCCACCAACUCUCCGAUUCGCAAUUUAUGGAACCACCUGCCAAGAGAAUUCGCAUUGAGUACUCCUGACUCCCACCAAAAAGCCACCAUCAAAAACAAACCCUUUGUGAUCACACAGACACCAUUCCCACAACCAGGAGGAAUGCCAUCAUCCUCCCACUUCUUUCAUGGCUCCUUUUUCUUACACUGCUGACGAUGAAUUUAUUAUUUUUAAUAUAAUUUCUCUUUUUUUUUCUUUUCACUAAAAAUUUUUUAACAAAAAUCUCAAAGUUUGAGGUCAGACUACUAAGUUUUUCCCUUUUGAAAACAUCUUCUUGUGGAGAUAACAAACGUGAUGAGAAUGUGCCUUGUUUUUUCGUGUAAAAUAUUUAUGAGAUUUCUUUCUCACAGAAUGUUCUUAAGUUUUGAAAUGUUUAAAAAGAAAAUAAACCUGUAAAAA